AUGGGUUCUAACGGGAGCCGCCGAAGGUCCCUAGACCAGGACCAGCUUCCACCAGACCACCCUCCUCCAUAUGAAAUCGCCUCUUUAACGAUACCCCCAACCACAACGAAUCACCGAUGGUCAACAGGCUCGCCAGCGCUCCAACCCCAAGCCGCCAGCCUCCUCGCCGGUCUCAGCCGCGACCCGAGAUUUACCCUCCCCAGCCCGGCCCCGGCCCCCGUGUACCAGGCCCGCCCGAUUCCCCAGCAGUUCCCCACCACGUUCAGCGUUUACAAAGACCCGUUCUCGUGGACGUUGACGAUUGGGAUUCGAAAGGACACCCCUCCGAUCUACGCCGUCAGCAGGCACCUUGCCGCGUCUGAUAAGCCUGUGCUUAUGUUACAUUCCGGCCCCGAUGCGACCUACCCCGUCAUGGCCGCCAUGGACCGGGUGCCCCUCACGCGCGACAGGCCGGUGAUGCUCCCCGCUGCCGGGGUCUCGGCAGACUACGGAAGGCGCCCCGCCGGCACCCAAUUCAAUCCAGCGGGUGGCCUCUCUAGCAGAGAGGGCGCCGAGAUUGUGGCGGCGUGGGGACCCCAUGGCCUGAGUUCGUCCAAGGCGGGCAUGUUUGAAUUCAUCGGGACUGGAGCGUCGGGCAUGCUUGGCGAGAGAUGGGCCGUCAUGGCCGUCAUCUCGGCCUUGACGAUCCUCGACGCCGAGCACCCCGCCUCUGAGCAAAGGCCUCUGAUGGGUUUCCUUCGCGCUUGCCUCUACGGGAGGGUCGCUUUUGCUCCCUUCCCGUCCUCGAACACCCUCGACGCGUUCCAUGGCGCCGCUGUACCGCCCUUCCACGGCGUGUACGACGGUCAAACUUGGCUCGCUCCCGGCGGUGACUUCGUCCACACAGAGGCAGCCGCGUUUGAUAUUGAACAAUUCCUCGAAAACGGUGACUCGGCCUCGACGGGCCAGUUCGAUUUUCUGAACGAUAUGAACAUGGACUUUGCGACUCUUACUCACUUCAACGCCCAACACCUUGACGCAUCCCCCAACCCCGCCUCUUCGCUCUCCACGCCUACCGUCAAUCUGCUAGAUUUCACCCCUAGCCCUCUUGCUGCGUCGCCUACUUCGACCUCAUCCACGCCCUCCACCGGCUCUCACACCAAGAGAACCGCAACCAGCUCUCGUGGUCCGGCGGAGGAUGACGACGUCGCUGUUAAGCGCCAACGCAACACCCUCGCCGCCCGCAAGUACCGCCAAAAACGGCUGGACCGCAUCAAGGAGCUCGAGGACGCUUUGGACGACGUGAAACGGGAAAGGGACGAACUACGCCUCAAACUCGCUCGCCAAGAGGCCCAGACCGAGGCCCUGCAGUCAAUGCUCAAGUUGAAGGGUGACAAGUAG
Messenger RNA from Parascedosporium putredinis, 1380 nucleotides. The record is from the annotation of a GenBank genome assembly. NCBI's taxonomy places the organism in Eukaryota, Fungi, Ascomycota, Sordariomycetes, Microascales, Microascaceae.